AACGUUAUUUCUGUUCUCAGAUAGACAAAAGAGAAAUGGCAUAAUCCUCACUCCGUUGUAAUCAUCAAAAGCAGCAUGGAUGAGCAGAAAAUCUGUUUUAAAGUAAAAGCGCAGCACCGUCUAUGAGCCUGAGCCAUCAUCACUCUUCAUUCCCUGUUCUUCCUCGAGUCUCGUAAUGUUCUCUUCUUUACAAAUUACAGCGCUCCUAACGCUCAUGUCACAUGAGACAUGAGGCUUCAAAUGUCACUUGCAUGACCGAUUAUCGUGAUUCUCGCGGAGAAUGCAUCAAAAGUAAUCACCUUUAAACUUGUAGCUGUUGCAAUUCGUUUUUCCAUUUUCAUGCUUCAGUAUCUGUGAGGGAAAAGCGUUGAAUCAACAGUAGCGGAGCGAAAUUUGCAUUGCAACUAGCUGGAACAACCGAUUUGUUGUUUUACAUUGAAACAUACGGACCUCUUCAAACUCCACCUUUUCCUCUGAAGUGUCAUAUUUUCCUCCAAAGGACAUGUGAGUUCUUGUUUACUAGCAAGAUAUGGCUGAAAUUAGGCUUGCUAGGGUAGAACAAGGUCAAGCCAAGGUAAAAAAUGUUCCAAUCGCUGUCACCCCUGAAGGUUUUUGGUGUUGCCCUUCUCCAGUUGUGUUUCACAAAAGCCUGAAAUCUCAAAACCCCCUCAAUAAAACCAAACCCUCCUCCUCACCACCACCACCACCUCAAAAAGUUACUAUCCAGAAAAAGCCAGUCCAAGUUUGCGAGAGAAGACCAGCACCUGUCCCACCAAGAUCAAUGGUUUCUGAUGAUCAACAGUAUGUUGUUCCUGCAAGACAUCAAGGUGGUACAUCUAUGGUCACAGAGAGAUCAGAAAGACCCAAAAUUGAGAAUUUACCUAGAAAGGUAGCUAUUGAGUUUGGCGAGGCUGGAACUUGUGAUAUGAAGGUGGUCUUACUAGGAAAGCAGGGGUUUUGUGUGAAGUUAAGUGUGCACAGGGAUGUUCUUAAAGAGAAGAGUAAUUUCUUUGCCGAUAAACUCUCUGUACAAUCUGACUUGUCGUGUCUCCAAAUUGAUGAUUGUGAGGAUGUUGAAAUAUAUGUUGAGACUGUUGGACUGAUGUACUGCAAGGAAAUGAAGCGGCGGUUGAUGAAACAAAGUGUUCCUCGCAUACUUCGGAUACUCAGGGUUGCAGAACUUCUUGGCUUCACCAGCUGUAUCCAGUCAUGUUUGGAGUACUUGGAGGCAGUCCCGUGGGUUGGAGAUGAAGAAGAAGCAAAAGUGGUUUCAACAGUUCUCCGACUCCAAGGGGAAGGAGUUGGGGUCAACCCUGUGUUGAAACGAGUUUUCUCUGAUAUCACCAAGGCCCCAAAUGAUACUCUGUCCCACAUCAUCAAACUCGUUCUCACAAGCAAGGAGGAAAAAGGACGCCGGGAGAUGAAAACCAUAGUUCUGAAGCUCCUAAAAGAGAAUAACAAUGUUCCAAGCCAUUCUGGCUCACCGGACAUCUGUAAAGAAAUGAUUUACCGAUCAUGCAGAAGCUGCUUGGAUUCUCUACUGGCUCUCUUUAGGCAGGCUGCGGCACUAGAGCUGGCUGAUAAAUCUUCCAGCAACAAAGAACCAACGGUAAAACUCAUAGCUCUCGAAGCUGAUAACUUGUCAUGGUUACUAGAGAUACUUGUCAACAAACAAGCUGCAGACGAAUUUGCAGUUAUAUGGGCGAACCAGCAGGAAUUGGCUGUCCUUCACGAGAAGCUACCUAUCGUAUCCCGUUAUCAUGUUAGUUGCAUCUCGGCAAGAUUAUACGUUGGCAUAGGACGGGGGGAGUUGUUGCCAUCCAAGGACACACGUCAGUUGUUGUUACAGACUUGGUUACAACCUUUGAUCAAUGACUUCUGCUGGUUACAGCAUGGAUGCAGGUCGUUUGAUGAUAAGGUUGUGGAGGAAGGAAUUGGGAGGACUAUUCUCACUCUACCUCUGGAGGAUCAGCAAAGUAUCAUGCUUUCUUGGGUGGGAAGUUUCUUGAAGGUUGGUGACAAGUGCCCAAACCUUCAGAAAGCUUUUGAGGUAUGGUGGCGUAGAACUUUCAUAAGACCUUAUGUGGAAGGACAAGGUAACAAUAAUGUGGGAUCUGAUAGUAGUUUUUUCGAUGUUGUCUAAAUAACUAGGCAUGUGUCCGAUGAGGUUCAGAAAUAUCUGGCAACGGUGUGUUGGAAAGUCACUAAAAAAUGAUUAGUAUAGCUAUAGGAAUGGUAGUGGCUGGAGACUGCGGGGAUAAACACAGCGUAUACAAAUUGCUUGUGGAAUUGAUGCUAUUCAUAAUGGCUUUUGCUGUAAGCUCUUCAAAGGAUUGGAAUUUUGUAUUUUGUUUCUGUGAUCCUGAGACUUCCAAGCUCCAAGUUGACAACAUCCUUGGUGGAUAUUCAGUGUUCAAUGUAUUGCUAUUUGCUAAGAACAUGAUACUUGUUCGACCCAAAAUUUUGGAUAGGGAAACUAUAAUCUGAUUUUCUAGCUGA
This is a messenger RNA of Neltuma alba, 2499 nucleotides long. RefSeq names its product BTB/POZ domain-containing protein At3g50780-like. Lineage: Eukaryota; Viridiplantae; Streptophyta; Magnoliopsida; Fabales; Fabaceae. Bases 530 to 2143 code for a protein of 537 amino acids. The record is from RefSeq and is a predicted model, not a curated record. The transcript is spliced from 4 exons.